Messenger RNA from Raphanus sativus (radish), 1417 nucleotides. RefSeq names its product extensin-3. NCBI's taxonomy places the organism in Eukaryota, Viridiplantae, Streptophyta, Magnoliopsida, Brassicales, Brassicaceae. Gene Ontology annotation, molecular function: structural constituent of cell wall. The transcript is spliced from 2 exons. Bases 45 to 1103 code for a protein of 352 amino acids. The record is from RefSeq and is a predicted model, not a curated record. Gene Ontology annotation, biological process: plant-type cell wall organization.
GGGAGACUCUUAGCAGCAACCAAAGCAAGAAAAAAAAACAAUCAAUGGGGUAUCCAAUGGCCUCUUUAGCAGCAACUUUGCUUGUUUUGACAAUCUCUCUCACCUUUGUAUCUCAAUCCACCGCUAACUACUUAUAUUCUUCUCCCCCACCACCUGUAAAGCACUACGAAUACAAAUCACCACCUCCUCCGGUUAAGCACUACUCUCCCCCUCCGGUUUAUCAUUCUCCACCACCACCUAAAAAACACUAUGAAUACAAAUCUCCACCUCCUCCAGUUAAACACUACUCUCCACCACCUGUUUACCAUUCUCCACCACCACCAAAGAAACACUACGUGUACAAGUCCCCUCCUCCUCCGGUGAAGCAUUACUCUCCCCCUCCGGUUUACCAUUCCCCACCACCACCAAAGAAACAUUACGUGUACAAAUCCCCUCCUCCUCCGGUUAAGCACUACUCUCCUCCUCCGGUUUACCACUCUCCACCACCACCCAAGAAACAUUACGUAUACAAAUCUCCUCCUCCUCCGGUUAAGCACUACUCACCCCCUCCAGUUUACCAUUCUCCACCCCCACCUAAAAAGCACUACGUCUACAAAUCUCCACCACCACCGGUUAAACACUAUUCUCCUCCCCCGGUUUACCACUCUCCACCACCACCAAAGAAACACUACGUGUACAAAUCUCCUCCUCCUCCUGUCAAACACUAUUCUCCUCCCCCGGUUUACCACUCUCCACCACCACCAAAGAAACACUAUGUGUACAAAUCCCCUCCUCCUCCGGUGAAGCAUUAUUCUCCCCCUCCGGUUUACCAUUCCCCACCACCACCAAAGAAACAUUACGUCUACAAAUCCCCUCCUCCUCCUGUUAAGCACUACUCUCCUCCUCCGGUUUACCACUCUCCACCACCACCAAAAAAACAUUACGUAUACAAAUCCCCUCCUCCUCCGGUCAAGCACUAUUCUCCUCCUCCAGUUUACCAUUCCCCACCACCACCAAAGGAAAAGUACGUAUAUAAAUCACCUCCUCCUCCUCCAGUCCACCGCUACUCUCCCCCACACCAUCCUUACCUCUACAAAUCUCCUCCUCCUCCGUACCACUAUUAGAAUUCUCUGUCACGGAGAACACGAUGUGCACAAGAUGACAAGUCAAGACGGAAUCCAUAAUAAAGAGAAACAUAGAGUAAAAGACAGAGUCCUUAUGUAAUACUAAGCUUUCUCAGUAUCUUCAACGUAUUUUUACUUUUUUUUUGCAAUAAAUUUGAAACAUGUGUGUGUUGAUCAACUAAUGGUCCUUCAUGCACGCAGUCUGUAGUCUUAUAAAUGUUUGUAAGUUUUACGUCUUGUUUCUUUCUGAUUUCUUUCAUGUGCAAGUUUGUAUUACUAAAAAGACCAUAAAUAAUAAGUUUGUAUUUCUUCAA